Molecule: messenger RNA, 936 nt
Organism: Kuraishia capsulata CBS 1993
Lineage: Eukaryota; Fungi; Ascomycota; Pichiomycetes; Pichiales; Pichiaceae
Exons: 2
Coding region: 1-936 (311 amino acids)
Source: RefSeq, a predicted model, not a curated record
AUGUCAUUCACGGUUGUAACUGUUAAGAUAACAACUGAUGAUGUCCACAAGGACGAGUAUAUUUUUUACGGGGAGAAUCUCCCGACUCCGCUGACUGAGCAGGCGCUUCUGAAGUCAUUGAUUAGGAAUUCGCCUGAGAAGUACAGGGACUUUUUGGAGAAUUGCGAGCUUGAGAUCAAACGGAAAUCUAAGAAGUGUGAGCUUGAGAUCCAACGGAAAUCUAAGAAGAGUAAGCGCUAUGUUUCGUUGAAGACAGCUGAAGAUUUUGCCGCUCUUAACCGUAGUCUCCAGGUGAAGAAUUGUUUGAAGCUUGAUAUUGUUUGUGGCAAGCGGAAGGAGGAAGUGUCUAAAGAUGUUGGAGCGGCAGCUGAAUUUGCGGGUGCAGCUCCUUCGAUCCCACCUUCGACUGCAGAGACUUCCGCCUCUAGUUCCACUUCGUCAGCUCAACACACAGAUGAGCCUAGUCCAGGCAAGGCCAAGGACUUGCCCUCUCUCAUCAAAAUCUUUGAAGAUCUGGUGGAUGAUGAAUCCAGUUCAAAGAAGUUUUUCGAUCAUUAUUCCAAGCUGUACGAGAAGAAAGGGCAUCCUUCAAUUCCCGAGUUCCUGGCUUCCCUCGUCAACAUCAACGAUCUCGGAACCGUAAUUUCGGACAAUCUGCUGAACUCGGACUUCAUCAAGAAUCCUGCCAAGCUGUACAGUGCGAAUGGAAUUUUCGUUGACUCCGAAAAUGAUUCACCAGUCGACCCUGGCCAGCUCCAACUGCGAUUCAUCGCGGGAUCUACUGUGACGGGUGUGUUCCUCCUGGCUUUGAAAAUGGAAAUUACAUCCACGGUGUCAGAUAUCACUGUCUUGAGUGCAAGGACUUCGAUCUCUGCGAGAAGUGUGAAAAUGAUGGUGUUGCUCAAGGAUCACACAACGAUACACACUCGAUGGUGA